Arachis ipaensis is the source of this 450-nucleotide messenger RNA. RefSeq lists its product as uncharacterized. Lineage: Eukaryota; Viridiplantae; Streptophyta; Magnoliopsida; Fabales; Fabaceae. The record is from RefSeq and is a predicted model, not a curated record.
AUGCUUAUUGCUCAAAGCCGUCAGAAAAGCUACGCUGAUCAGAGGCGAAAGCCUUUAGAGUUUGAGGAAGGAGAGCAUGUGUUCCUGAAAGUUACUCUAACAACUGGAGUGGGUAGAGCGAUCAAAACAAAGAAGCUGAACACUCGUUAUAUCGAUCUGUUUCAAAUUCUGAAGAGAAUUGGACAGCUUUGGAAGUAUACUCCUAAUGCUGGUCAUGUUCUGGAACCUGAGUCGGCUCAAGUAAGAGAAGAUUCGACACUGCAAGUAACCCCGGUUAGAAUUGACGACACCAGCAUCAAACGAUUGAGUGGCAAAGAGGUUUCAUUGGUGAAAGUCACUUGGAUUCGGGCUGAAAUCGAAGAACACAUGUGGGAACUUGAAUCCAAAAUGCGGAACGACUAUCCACACUUGUUCGCAGGUAGUGAAUAUGUGAUUGUGAAACAAAAUUGA